Messenger RNA from Carica papaya (papaya), 1524 nucleotides. The record is from RefSeq and is a predicted model, not a curated record. NCBI's taxonomy places the organism in Eukaryota, Viridiplantae, Streptophyta, Magnoliopsida, Brassicales, Caricaceae.
CUCUCUUCAGCUUCCUCAUCAACCUCUCCUAUCCAAAACAAUAACCCUAACCCUAACCCUAACCCUAACCCUAACCCGCUUCAGACGAAAGCUUCGCCCUCCCCUUCAAUCUCGACACCACAACCACAACAAUCUCAAGCGCAACCCAGGCCAUCGCCCUCCUUACUUUCUAGACCAUGGCAACAGCACUCCACCUUUUCUCAUUUCUCGUCCCCUCUGGCUUCUGCCUCUUCUUCUUCUUCAUCUCCUUCGGUUUCAUCGCCGCAAUCGCCUUCUCUUUCUGCUCCGCAGAGGGGCGGUAUGGCCAUUGGUGUGCCGGCAGCACAGCACCCGAGCCCUUCUCCUCCUAAUUCGCAGCCAUCUGCGUUUUCAGGUUCUUUUGGGCAGCAGUUCGGCGGGCUGGGCCGAAGUGGAGUCAAUGUGCCCGAAUCCGCGUCUAAUGCCAACGUUUCUCAGCCAAGGCCGAUGCAAGGAAUACAGGGAAUGGGAAUGAUGGGAACGCUGGGUUCCAGUUCUCAAAUGCGACCAGGUGGAAUUUCAGCUCACCAUCAACAGAGACCUGUUCAAUCAACUCUUAGACCGCCCUCUUCACCAACUAGUCAGCCUUCUGGUACCCAAAAUUUCCAAGGCCACAGCCUUUUGAGAGUCUCAUCUGUAGGUUCCCCUGCCUCCUCAGCACCAAAUAUGCAGUCCCUUAAUCAACCAUGGUUGUCAUCUGGAGCACAAGGAAAACCUCCUCUGCCACCACCAUCACUUAGGCUGCAGAUGAACUCACCAUCAAUCCAGCCAAGGUCACAUACUCCUCAGCAACAUCAUUCCUUGCCCCCAGCUUCACAGGCACAACAACAGCACAUGUCAUCUGCACAGCCGCAACAAAAUCUUCCUUCGCAUCAGCCUCAAGAACAUUUUGGGCAACAAUUACCGUCAAGAACCCCACAAACUUCGCCACUUCAACAACAGGUUAUGAGAGUACAAGGUUCUGCCAGUCAAAAGCCUUCAUCUCUUGCCAUUUCUCAGCCUAACCCACUCCAGCCAGCAGCGCUAAGUAAAUCAGCUAUUGCAGAGAGUAAUGAUUCUGGUGGUCGCAUUCUCAGCAAAAGAAGCAUUCAUGAGCUAGUUAGCCAGAUUGAUCCAUCAGAGAAGUUGGAUGCAGAAGUUGAAGACAUUCUUGUGGAUAUUGCGGAAGAUUUUGUGGAUUCUAUUACUACAUUUGGUUGCUCAUUAGCCAAGCAUCGGAAAUCAGAUACACUAGAGGCAAAGGACAUACUUUUACAUCUUGAAAGAAACUGGAAUAUGUCGCUUCCUGGCUUUGGUGGUGAUGAAAUUAAGACAUACAGAAAACCACAUGUAACUGACAUUCACAAGGAGAGACUUGCAGUGAUAAAGAAGUCGAUUAUUGCAGCAGAGGUUACCAAUACUAAGAACUUUGUUGGACAAGGUGUUACAAAUGUAAAGGGUAACCUGGCAAAGGCACCUGUAAAUAUUAUUGGCUCCCCAAACUUUAAAGCACGUGAAGUUACAUAA